Seminavis robusta is the source of this 2334-nucleotide messenger RNA. Lineage: Eukaryota; Bacillariophyta; Bacillariophyceae; Naviculales; Naviculaceae. The record is from the annotation of a GenBank genome assembly.
CCAAUAAAUAGCCUUAACCCUAGGCUAUAUCUUCUCUGGGACAUGUAUUACCCCAACCCCACGCCAUCCAAGCCCCACCAACCACCAACCAACCAAACUUCGCCCCACACAACUUCGACAAUGAGCCAAAAGAACGGAUGUUUUGUUGACGAUUUCUGUUCCAAACCAAACCAUGUCUAGUACUAGUAGUAGCCCCGAGAAGAAGCAUGGCUCCAAGAAACACGCAAGGCUGGAUCCGUCGACUCCUUGGUUGAUUUCCGAUUCGUUGAGCGAGCAUCAUGUGUCUCGGAACAAACGGCUCAAAGCCAUGGUCAAGGAGACGCCUUGGGCUGACCAGUGGGAAUUCGAGUCGGUAGGACGUUCCCUCAUUCAUGCCGCUCGAAUCUUACCCCAACGACGAGACGACAACAACCUAUCUUCCUUGCAGCAAGCACUCCGUCGCGUAUCGGUCUGGAAACUGCGAGGCACCAAUCGACUCCCUCAUGCCGUCGAAUCGUCUUAUCAACUCGCGCAAUGUCUGUGGAAUGAUUACUAUUACUGCAGUAAAGAACGCCGUGGAGCAGAAGAAUUGCGACUGGCUUACGGUUGUUCGAUCUUGCGGUCCAUCAAUGGUCUCGCCGAUAAGAUGCAACAAACGCGCUAUCAUGCCGGCAGUGUAGCCAUGCUGUGUGCCGAAUUGGGCGUGCCGUCGUGGUUGGUGGAUAUUCGACACGAUUCCACACACAAUCAAAUACCCACCUUGAGUGUGCUGCGACUCUCCGCGAUAACCCUGCUGGAAUACUAUCAUCAAGAAUUUUGGGUGCCACGAAUGUCACACGACGAGACGGCCCAUCUCAUGGAACUCUUGCAAGACUAUCAACAGAGUCAACAACAACAACAAGUCACGCUCCUGAUCGAGGAGGCACCACCAUCCACCACUCCCACGGCAUCAUCACCACCCAACAAGAAUACAGUGGCAAGUUCUGCCAAAACUAGUAGAAAAAGCCCGGAUGACAGUUCCUCAACGGAUAGUGAUGAUGAUGACGAAAGCGAGGAAGAAGUCUAUGUGGAUGGAUUGAACCCUUCCUCCACUUCUUCGUUCUGGCGCCCUCCUGCGGCACAAUUGGGAACCAAUGUCAAUCGCUUUGCCGCACUUGUAAAGAACGACAAAGACAAGGCCAAUAAAAAGAAGCCAACGAAACCACCCAAAACGAUUGCUGCGCCUCCAGCAAAAAAAAAGAUCAAGACAACAGGUCCAUCGGCACAUCACAUGGCCAUGAAAUUUGUCAAGGCGGCCCGGAGCCACUGGGAGUUGGCGCAACACACGGCACUCUUAUUUUUAGUGUGGGGUGACAAAGGCGCUGCUGCGGCAUUGAUUCCAACAGACAACAGCAACGUGUCAUCACCACAGACCGAGGAGGGCAUUCAGACCAUGCGAAAACAGUAUACCCCAUUGUUGAGUGUACUGGGGAAACAGUGGCCUGGAUUCCUGCCAGCUCUCAUGACACACUUGGUCGAUCACAUCUUGUUACUGAAUCAGGAAUCGUCGUCCACAAAUAGUACUGGUGGAACAGACGACUCAUCCGCUCCGGCCAUGAUGGAAUCAUCACGACAAUCUACUAGUACGGAACGCAAACUGUUCUUUUUAGAGUCCUGGGUGAGAUACUUGGUCUCGCGCGAGUUUGUUUCCAAGGUUCAUGCCGUGCCGAAAUCGUCGAGAUCUACGAAAGCACCCUGGGCGGUCCUGCAAAAGAUGUGGUGUCCUUUGAACAGCUUGUGCGACCGGCUCGUCGUGGCAUCAUCCGCUGAAGGAUCAGCAUUGCCGACAAUCCAACGACUAGCCGAGUACUUGGAACUUGUUUUGGGUAGCAACCGGGUUGCAAAUUUUGGUGUAGAGUACCCCCAAGAAGGCAAGGAGCCACAAAAAGAUUGUGACGUCAAAGUGGGGGGCGAAACUAGCCAAACGUCAGUGGAAGCUUUGAAAGACACGGUUGAAACGCAGAAGGAAAGUGCUGUCAAACCACCAGUUUCCAAAGAAGCAAAAAAAAAUGCAAACCUUUCAUUAGACGAGUUGGAAGCUAUGCUGUUCAACGCCGACAGCAACAAAGGGGAGGAAGGGUCGCAUCCAGUCUCGAACGCCGCAUCAGGGCUGCCAACUGAGAGCAGCAAGGUCGACGCUGAAAGCCAGAAGAAAGUCACUCUGCCGCAAACCAAACAACGGACUGCUUGGGUGCGUUGUGCUGUGUGGGAGCCAUGUGCCAUCGGAACUCUUCCAGGACACCUGAACUAGCUAGUCUUAACAACCUAACACUGCUCUCAAGCCCACCCAACUCUAUCUUUAAGUACAUACAUGCU